CGGAGCGAAGAGGUGUCCCAGAGCGAAGAGGUGGUCCCGAGCGAAGAGGUGGCCCAGAGUGAGGAGGUGGCCUGGAGCGAGGAAAUGGCUGCAGCCGGGCUCAGUAUGACUGUCACCCACAGCAAUGAGAAGCACAGUCUUCAAGUUACCCCACGAGAAGGCAAUAGUGAGCCAGUUGUCCAAGAUCUGGCCCAGGUUGUUGAAGAGGCUACAGGAGUUCCACUGCCUUUUCAGAAACUCAUAUUUAAGGGAAAAUCUCUGAAGGAAAUGGAGAUGCCAUUGUCAGCACUUGGAAUACAAAAUGGUUGCCGGGUUAUGUUAAUUGGGAAAAAGAACAGUCCAGAGGAAGAAGCUGAACUAAAGAAGCUGAAAGAUUUGGAGAAAUCUGUGGAGAAGAUAGCUGACCAGCUGGAAGAACUGAAUAAAGACCUUGCUGGAAUCCAGCAGGGUUUUCUGGCCAAGGAUUUGCAAACUGAAGCUCUCUGCAAACUCGAUAGGAGAGUAAAAGCCACGAUCGAGCAGUUUAUGAAGAUCUUGGAGGAGAUUGACACACUAAUUCUGCCAGAAAAUUUCAGAGACAGUAGAAUGAAAAGGAAGGGUUUGGUGAGAAGGAUCCAGGCCUUGCUAGCUGAGCGUGACACAGUGGAGCAGAACGUCUGCCAGGAGACAGCGACUGCAGUCCACAAACUUGGCGCUCGCUGACUGAGGUGAGGCGGAGAAGGCCGUGCCGCGCUGAAGAGCAGCCCCGCCAGCUCUGCCGUCUCUGGAGCAGAAGUUACCUGCCCUCCCCAGGGCUGCCGGGGGCAAUUGGCCCAUUGCCUUUUCCUUCUCUUAAAACCCACUCUCAGUGAACAAGUGUUGUCCGUACAA
This is a messenger RNA of Capra hircus (goat), 870 nucleotides long. Its product is annotated as BAG family molecular chaperone regulator 1-like. Gene Ontology annotation, biological process: protein stabilization. Bases 85 to 702 code for a protein of 205 amino acids. The transcript has a single exon. The record is from RefSeq and is a predicted model, not a curated record. Lineage: Eukaryota; Metazoa; Chordata; Mammalia; Artiodactyla; Bovidae. Gene Ontology annotation, cellular component: membrane; cytoplasm; nucleus. Gene Ontology annotation, molecular function: protein-folding chaperone binding; adenyl-nucleotide exchange factor activity.